AUGUCUGAAAUAAAAUCUAAUGAUAUGUCCUUCGAGUUUAAUGAAACAGAAACAAAUAUUAAUAUGUCAUUUGAAGUCGAAUUGACUACAGUAGAACUAACUGAUCAUAUAUCAUUUGUGAUAACUGAAAAUUCACCAACUGAUUCAGUGUACUCAACUUCUGAAACACCAGUAGAACUUUGCAACCCCUUAGAUAGAAAGUGCUGUGCUAAAAAUAUGUUACAAGAAGUCGAUUUGAAUGCAGUAGCAAUAAGCGAUAAUAUGUUGUUUGAGAUAAAUGAAAAGGCUUCAACUGAUUCAUCAUGCUCAACUUUCGAAACACCAGUAGUACGUCGCAACCGCUUAGCUAGAAAACGCUAUGCUAAAAAGAUGAUACAAGAUACUAAUCUUCUUGCUGUUGGUAAUUCAGAAAGUGCAUAUGAACAUAAAAGAAGGCUCCAAAGAGAAGCAUAUGCUCAACCAAAGAGACGAAAAAUCAAUUGUUAUACUUCUAAGAAUGCCUAUAUGGAACUUUAUGACAGUAGAAUUGUAGCACUGUAUGACCUUGGUAAAAUGAAUAUUGAAU
Molecule: messenger RNA, 565 nt
Organism: Racocetra fulgida
Lineage: Eukaryota; Fungi; Glomeromycota; Glomeromycetes; Diversisporales; Gigasporaceae
Source: the annotation of a GenBank genome assembly